Messenger RNA from Oryzias melastigma (Indian medaka), 5234 nucleotides. It is a transcript of the gene agtr2, whose product is annotated as angiotensin II receptor, type 2. Gene Ontology annotation, cellular component: membrane. Lineage: Eukaryota; Metazoa; Chordata; Actinopteri; Beloniformes; Adrianichthyidae. The record is from RefSeq and is a predicted model, not a curated record. Gene Ontology annotation, molecular function: G protein-coupled receptor activity. The transcript is spliced from 2 exons. The coding region runs from base 460 to 1710 and encodes 416 amino acids. Gene Ontology annotation, biological process: immune response; G protein-coupled receptor signaling pathway.
ACUCGCACAAUCUCAGCUGGGAAGUGGUUGCGUUUGUGCCUCUUGCUCACAUCUUGACUUGGUUUUCCAUUUCUGUUUGAAGCUCUAGGAGGGAGGGAGGAAACAAAAGCACAAUUAAAACCUAGUAGCAAAAAGGAGUUUCUUUUUCUCUGCCUUCUGGCUCGUGUCCAGGUGCAGUCCGGCCCCUCUGCGAGGAUGGAGGUGUGACGUGGAGUAACUUCCCCCGUUGUGCAAUCACUGCUGAGAGGCUCAGGGGGGCUAUAAGACCUCCAGCCUCCUCUGGUUUCUCAGAGUCUGUCUCGUCGACACACAUGAAGACAGAGGCGUGAUGCAGUGUGAGGCACUCAGCUGUGGAGGAUUCUAUUAGAGGGGCUGCGGAGCAUUUGUCAAGCCUGGACUUCACGAAAACCACUUCUGAACUGGACUUCAUUCCAGCAAACCUUGUAAACAUCCAGAUCCAUGAUGGCAGUCCCAAAUGACGUCUCUUUUUUCAACUCCACCUCCUCCCCGGAGGUCUAUGUGAACACCACCGCGCCUGCCGCUUGCAGGGGCUGGUCCCCCGUGCCCACCACGACGGUCAUUCCUAUCGUCUACGGUACUAUCUCCGUGCUGGGGACCAUAGCCAAUGCCUUGGCGGUGUGUGUGUUGGCGCACGGAAGCACCUCGCGGAGGACCGUUGCUAACACGUUCAUGGUGAACCUGUGCGUCUCCGACCUGCUGUUCCUGCUCUCCCUCCCGCUGUGGGCCGUCUACUACUCCCAGGACUACAGCUGGACCUUUGGCCGGAUGGCCUGCAAAGUUUGUGGCGCCAUCCUGAACCUCAACCUCUACGCAUCCAUCUUCUUCAUCACCUGCAUGAGCAUGGACCGUUACUUGGCCAUCGUCCAUCCUUUCCGCUCCCAGAUUGCGCGGGACACCAGGCGGGCCCAGUAUGCGUGCGUGGUGGUGUGGAUUCUCGCAAGUGCUUGUUCGGCCCCGAACUUUGCUCUGAGGGAAAUUCACUACCUUCAGGAUAAGGGGGUUGAAGCGUGCGUGGUUUUAUACCCCAGCGAUGAGUGGUACCUAACCCUGACCUGGAUGAAGAUCGGCCUGGCUUUCCUGCUGCCGCUGCUCGCCAUCUGCUGCUGCUACUGCGCCAUUGGGAGACAUUUGCUGGCUGACACGGGUUUACGGCAGAUGCAGGGUCCCUCACAUCACCUCAGCGUGCCCUCUUUUAAAUCAUCCGAGUCCCAAGAGGGGGGUAAUAAGCCAGAGCAACUCUCAACAGCCAGUGUCACUCCCAGCUGCAGCAGGAGCAAACCCCUGAUGGGCAGAGGGGUGGAGAGGGUUUUGUGGACGGUAGCCAUCGUGGUGCUGGCGUUCUUCCUCUGCUGGUUCCCUUUCCACUGUGUGACUUUCUUAUCGCUGAUGCACGAUCACGGCUGGCUGGACAGCUGCUGGGUAACCUGGAGCAUCAGAAACCUCACACCCAUAACCCUUUGCCUCGGAUUCUCCAACUCAGCCAUCAACCCCGUGCUUUACUGCUUCAUCGGGAACCAUUUCAGGGGCCGCCUGGGAGGCCUCUGUAAAGGCCUCUGUGCUUGUGUGAAGGCGCGGAGAGAGGAACACAGCCAGAAGAGAAGCUCGUUCAGCACCAGGCUGAGCUCCUUCUCUCGAAAACUCAGCGAUCUUAAGGAUCUGGCUAUCGUAGAGACUUCUAAUCCUUCAUAGGAGCCCAAAGAAAAUGAACUUUGGCGUAAAGAGUGAAUGAUAAAUGACUGCUGUAGCACCGAGCAUGGGUUCAGGGGUCAAAGGGAGUUGAAGGGCGCCUGCUGGUAUUGCAAAUAUGUAGAAAAGUAUAUCUGAGAAUGUGAUGGAAAAGGACCAAAACAAAAAGCAACUUGAAACAUGAAUCCGAGCAGUUUUUAUAGUUUUAAGAUGCAAAGUUACACAAAGCAACACAAAGAAGAUUUAGUUUGUACCUUUUGUUUAUGAGAUAUUUUUACAUUUGAAAUUCUAAAUAACAAAAAAUCUAAAAAAAAUCACAACAUAUCAAGAACAUUAUAGGAGAGAGUUGUCCAAAUUUUGGCCUUAUAUCACUUAUAUUAACUUCAAAUCUCUUUCUGUAGAUGGUAAAAUUAUGAUUUUGUCAAUGUUUAUACGAUAAUGUCAUGACUAUAUAAUGAAUUUAUAUGAGAACUGGAAUGAGGGAGCGUGACACAUAGAAAAUCCUUGAAAUGAAGUCUUUCUUGAUAUCACCAUGUUGGAGCCGGAGGUCGUUAGUAACCAGUGAUUGGUCAGAGUCGGUCUGAGUCAGCAUCUCUAUGGCAACCAGUCUCACCAAUCAGGACUGAGCUUGUUUGAAGUCCACACCCCAAAUACUUGAAGGCGGGCUACACAGAAUACGUCAAUCAAACGCAGGAGGCGGGAACAGACAGCCUCUACUUUUAUUAAGGCAUCUGAUUGGUCACUUUGUAUGGGCUCAAAAUAAAGUGUUUGUCAUUGAGGUGUCGCCGGCGACAUCUCAGGUGUUAGCGAGCAAAUACUUUUUUUCUGACUGAUUAUUUCCCACUAGAAGUCUAUGGGAUUUUGGCUUCUUGGAGUCGGAACUUCUUGUUUGGGACGUGAGGGGGCGUGGCCACUCAGUCCAGUUCUCAUAUGCAGUAAAAAGUAAAUGUUAAAAACAAAAUUGGAGGAAAAUCGAUCAAUUUUGGUGACCAGUCUUUCUUAAGCUAUAUCACAAUAAUUUUAAGAUUUGGUUGUACUCACCACUUUAUUGUAACAUUUUGUACAGACAGUUCAAAUAAAGAAAUAAAGUAAAGAUGGAUAUAUUUGCCCAAAAGAAAUGUCCUGUCUUUCUUCGAUGCAGUAGUGUCUGUACAUUUCUCUUUCAAACUCAAAUACGGCGAAGUUCUUCUCUGCCUCGUUCUGAAAUACAUUUGCAGAUUUUAAUGUUCAAUUUUUCUCAUUUUCUCUGUAAUAGCAGUGAGUGAGAGCCGCCCCCACCUGGGAAUGAGAGUGUCGAGAUUACUGUUCGCCUGGCAGAUGGACUUUCCAGCUCAUCAUGAUUUAUCUCUUUCCCUGAGCGCCUAACGAGGAUUCUGCAUCUAUCAAGGCUGGAUAAAGCUAUAAUCUCAUACCAAUGACCUAAUGAUGCAUUCCAGCAAAUAUAGUUUUACUAAAAGGAGCUUUUUGUUCCCUGUUUCUGUCCAUCACUUUUUAGACUUAUAAAAUGUUGUUCAUCUUGGUACUAUUUCAUUACAAUAAAUAUAAGAGAUAAAUCAUCUUCUUCCUGAUCGAAGCGGCCACUGGGUGGUGCUAAAACGCAGUAAAUACCAUAAACAAGACAUAACUGGCUGCUUUUUCAGAUAGAAGCCCAAACUCCCACCAGUCAUGAUCUUAUGAGCUGAGGGAGAAAUGCUUCUGACACAGAUUGAUGACUCAUGCGGGCGAAACUUCUGAAAAGGGGAAAUAACCAGACGUCUUUAACAAAUGCUGCAUAAAAGAGGACAGUUGGCUCAGACAACAUGCCAGAAUCACGUAUUAGAUAUGUGUGAAAAGCCUUUAAUAAAGACUCUUGGUUAAUGAUGUCAAAAACUUCUUGUAAUCUUCAAUACCCGGAAUAAUUUACCAAACGUUUGGUAUGACACAUGAGCGAGGCCCGCCAGACGCUUUGCUGUCAUUGGGAGAACAUUUGCCAGAUCUUUAAUUUGACACAGCAGAACUUGCUGACUGACGUGACAGAUUGCGCGAUAGGUUUGUUGUACACACAGCUUCAUUAGUUGAUUCCUCUCUGUGCUGCAGAGCAGCUGCGAGUUUGCACAGACACGCUUAUGAGAAGAUCCACCGUGGACAUGUGGCUGAAAGCAUGUGUGAUCCUGUAAUUAAAAAAUGCACGCUGGGAAUCAUUGAAAACCCCACUGAACAGCAGGUGGAGAAACUUUUUUAUUUGAGUCCAGUUGGAAAUGCUUUUCUCUUUCUUCCUUUUUUUGUUUGUUUUAAUGCAGAGUUGACAGAUAGGAAAAGUAAAAGGAUUGCAACUUUUUCUUGUUUGGGGCUGUUGAGGGUUGAGAUGAAAUAAUUCCACUGCUGGCGCCAUGCACAAAUCCCUAUCCCCAGCUACUUUCUUCAGAUUUUGUUUUCAAAGACCAAGACUUACUUUGGAUUUCUGAAGAAAGUUUUAAUUUUCAUUUUUGGCUGCUUUUUUUUCUCCCGUUUGUGCUUACAAAUUAUAGUUGAAUCAAUAGGAAAUGUUCAAAAUAUAACAGUUUUAGUGUCUCAAAACGAUAAAAACAAGAAAGAAAAUAAAGUAAAGGCUUAGAUAAGAUGAAACAAAAAUAAAUAUAAAUAUCUAGUAGGCAGAAAAUGUUCAAAAUAAUAACAUGUGGAUGUGGUUGGCUGUAAUAAGCCCUGUGGUGGUGUUGAGACAAUGACAUUUUGGUAAUUGUUGUGUCACACCUUUUAUGGCAAUGUAACAGUGGUGAGGGUGGCAUGGAACCUGACUGCAUCUUACAAAGACGUGGCACGCGCCUGCAAAGAAAUGCUUAUUUUUUUUAUGCCGUUAUUUCUUUUCCUCUGCUUCCCCUAGUGGCGGAAUUGUGCAUUGCAUCCAUUUAUUUAAAGGGUAACCAAACAGGGAAGUUGGAGGCUGACUCCGCCCAUUCCUGAAAUUUGAAAGAGGGGAGGGGCUUAGAGCUGUUAUCAUACCUGGAGUGGCAGAUCAUGACGUCAGACUUCUGAAAUGGUUUGACCAAUUAGAAAAUUCAAAUGUAAUACCUUGAUUCAACCUGUAGGGGGCAGCACACAGAUGGUUUUGGACUAUAUUUUCAAGAAUUCAACAAGUUUGCCUUAAUUUGGCAAUAACCAACAGACAGCACUUUCAAAGCCCCGAUUAUAGAGAUAAAUAGCCAAAAACAGCUGAUUUAGGGUUUGGUUACCCUUUAAAUAACCAUAACUUUACACAUUAAAAGGCUAGAAACUUGCUUUUUAUUUUUAUUUUUUCGACAUUUUAAUUUUUUUUCCGUCUGGAUUAAACCCAUGUGGUUUACCACCCCUGCUUUAGCCACAUGCACCAGUAUAGGGCUUGCCCCGUACUAUGCCUCAGGUUUUUGGGUUGUACGGCCCGUGGAGGGUCGUGGACAGGAGCGGCUACGUCCUUGCAGUUCCAUCGAGGUUCGUGCAGCCACUUUUAGGGACAUCGUGAAAAUGGACCGUACUAUUCUCGUGCAUGUGAAAAGUGUCUCGUGAAGUAUUUG